UUCUAAUACUGAAACAAAGCAAUAUGAGAUUGCACUUUGUAACUCACUGUCUGUUGCUCAGCACAAUUUUGACAAUUGGAACAAAAGGGGAAACGUUCCACCUUUUGCUAUCAAAAUCGAGAGAACUGUCGUCAUUAAAAUCGGGACACAAAUCAUUAACGACAGAGCCACCGGUAGGUACAUCGCCAUCGGCAGAAUCAUCGCCAUACACACCGUCAUCGACAACAACGACAGAAUUAUCGCUAGACACAUCGUCAUCCACCACAUCAGAAUUCAUGCCAGAUACAUCAUCAUCGACAAUAUCGACAGAAUCAUCGCCAUACACACCGUCAUCGACAACAACGACAGAAUUAUCGCUAGACACAUCGUCAUCCACCACAUCAGAAUUCAUGCCAGAUACAUCAUCAUCGACAAUAUCGACAGAAUCAUCGCCAUACACAUCGUUAUCGACAACAACGACAGAAUUAUCGCCAGACACAUCGACAAUAUCGACAAAAUCCAGUACUACUACAUACACACCGUCAUCGACAACAUCGACAGAAUCAUCGCCAGACACAUCGUCAUCGACAACAAAUACGCCAUCAAAAUCGACUGAAACAUGGACAUCACCAACAUCGACAACAAUAUCGGCAACAACAUCGAUAACAGGGUUUUCAACACUAACAACACCAAAUAAGAAUAAUAUUGAGAGCGAAAAGUUAAAUGUGCAAAUCGAGCAUAUCUUAUAUACAUCCAGAACAGGUCAUUUUAUUGGCAAUACGGAGUUUGAUCAUCAAUCAGCUAUUCUACGACAUGCAGCUAGUCUGGACUCGGAUUUCCUGCACGUAAAAAUACGAGAAUAUUAUAAGUUUUUGAGUUACAAUUCGUUGCGACUAAAAUUGGAAGCUGAUUUACAAAGCCGAAUCGCCGUCACCGAAAGCUAUUUGCAGGCUGAGAAAAUUGGCGACAAAUGCAGAGCGUUCUAUCAGAACCAGAAAUGGGAACUAAGGCGCGCUCUGAAUGAACCCAAUUUCCUCAAGUCGCAUAAACUGAGAUUGCAUAGUGAGAAGUGUCCCCACAAGCAGACCGAAGACAGCGAGGAAACUGAGGAAGAUGAGGAUUUCUGUUUAUUUUGUACCAAUUGGUUUCCAUUUAAGAAAUAAUACCUUAGGCAAAAUAAUAAAUUUACUGGCCGCUGUCUUUGGCUUUCAAUUUAA
This is a messenger RNA of Drosophila grimshawi, 1196 nucleotides long. RefSeq names its product A-agglutinin anchorage subunit-like. The record is from RefSeq and is a predicted model, not a curated record. The coding region runs from base 24 to 1142 and encodes 372 amino acids. Lineage: Eukaryota; Metazoa; Arthropoda; Insecta; Diptera; Drosophilidae. The transcript is spliced from 3 exons.